Anoplophora glabripennis (Asian longhorned beetle) is the source of this 1242-nucleotide messenger RNA. RefSeq lists its product as uncharacterized. The transcript is spliced from 4 exons. The record is from RefSeq and is a predicted model, not a curated record. The coding region runs from base 442 to 1119 and encodes 225 amino acids. Lineage: Eukaryota; Metazoa; Arthropoda; Insecta; Coleoptera; Cerambycidae.
ACGCAGAGGUAGAAAUGACUAGCGCGACAGCUUUUUAGAGGCCUUUAGCCUAAAUAUCCACGUUAAUAUCGGUCAUUUCGGUCGCAAGUGUUUACAUUAAUUUUACUAGUGGCGUGUGAACGACGAAUCUUCAGAACAAAACGGAAAAAGUGCAGAAAAUGACGGUGAAAAACCGCGUGAUAUGGUGAUGUGUACCGUGCGAGAUCCGCGGAUAUGUAGGACAACAGCCAUCUCGACUGAUAGCCCCGGGACUUUUUGAAAUACCAUUUUCCAACGGAAACAGAAGGCGACUUUAAUGAAAGAGAAAGACACGCACCAUCCCGGAUUUCUGGUUCGGUGGUUUCCAAGUCUACGAGACGAGAAAACGACCCUAAGCGCACCCAAACAGGCCUAUGCCGUGGAAAUACAAAUUUAUUUUACCCGUGCUAAGAUGACCUAAGGAUGCAUCUGUUCAAGAGAGGAAUGAUAUUUGUGACCUUCUUCGGGGCCUGUAUAGCGAUGGCCUUGUUGGUGGCUAGUUUGGGCACCAAGCAUUGGGUCAAUGCUAAGGCGAAGCGGGUGAAGAAUCCCAUGGAGAGCGACGGGAAGAUCCAUUUCGGGCUGUUCGACGGGAGGAAAGACCUGAACGUCGCCUACGGCUGGAGAACUUACGAAAUUGAUGUCAUUCACCUCCUUAAAUAUGAACCGGAAUUUUUGAUUUACGGAUUUUGGUUGGGGACCGUGGUCACUAUUUGCCUGGGACUGUUGUUUUCCACGUUUAGCGCCGUUUUUGCCGCCAUCAACACUGCCACCACGACGUCAAGAUGUUUAACGAGCGUACCUGGAUUGUAUUUGUGGAACUUCUUAGCUCUUGUAAGCGACAUAAUAGCUAUUUGUUGUUGGAUAGCACAAUUUUAUAUAAACAUCCAGUACAAUGUGCUAUCCAGGGAAGAUAAGGAUAAUGAAUGGACUUCAGAAAAUAUGGCUGAAUUGGGAUAUUCAUUCUGGUUUGUUGUUGGUGCGGCAGUAGCAACAUUUGUAAAUAUUAUAAUAGUUUUCAUAGCGAAUAGCGAAAAGGAGGUAGAAACGGUUAUACCGGUCUUAGAAGAAAAAACUAACGGAGCCAUUAUGUUGUAUUAAACUUUAAUAUUUAGGGAAUUAUUGUAAAUAUCCAGACUGCCUUCUAACAGUAUGUAGUUAUGUACAUUUUAUUUAUAUGACAAUGUAAAAUAAGUUUUAUUUAUAAAUAAAUUAUGACAGCAG